This is a messenger RNA of Dimorphilus gyrociliatus, 2022 nucleotides long. The record is from the annotation of a GenBank genome assembly. Lineage: Eukaryota; Metazoa; Annelida; Polychaeta; Dinophilidae.
AGUUUAGACAGUCCCACGUCGAGGCACACUCAACCAAAGAAGGAAUCAUUUUCUUCUUUAACUGAUACAAAGUUUUAGGAAUGGCAUUUUCUUAGCUCAACUUUUCAUUUGACAGAAAAAUCAUAAAUCAUUAGAUUAGUUCAAAGGAACCGCUAAGUAAUAAUCCAUUAGCCUUCAGCCGAGACGUACAUCGUUUGUUCCUUUAUUAUCGUUACUAAACUGAUUAGAACAAAUACAGUUAUGAAUGACUUGUCAAAUGGCUCUUUAUUUCGUAAGAAAAGGAAACAUUCAGAUUCACCUGAAAGAAGUAAAAGGAAGCAAACUUUUGACAUUCCGAGUGAUCCUUGUCUAUGCAUCUUGUGUCGAAAAAGAAUGAAAGAUCCUCAUAGUAUUGUAUGUGGCCAUACUUUUUGUAAGAAAUGUAUUAUAAAACACCUUCAUGAUAGUAGAGAGUGUCCAAUAUGUAAGAUGAUAAUUAGCGAAGGUGCUGAUGGAAUAUUUCCAAAUCAUUCCAUUCGACAAAUUAUUGAAAUGAUAAAUCAAACUAUGGUUGAGGGAAAUUUUACCUUGUCUUCCAAGCACUGUCAAGAUUGUAUCAAACAUAGAUCACUAAACACAGGAAGUCCUUUCUGUUCAUUUCAUAAAUUCGUUCAAAAGUUGGAUAUGAACAACGAAAGAGAUAAAGAUAGGCUUAGGCAGUUAAUUGUAGAAAAACGAAAUCAUACCUUAAGUGUUAUUAAAAAAACAAGUGAUACAAUGAAUGAAGUUCCUAUGAUGGUUGAUUUGGAUGACAUGUUAAACAGUCCUGUAGAGUUAAAUUCGCAAAAUCUACCUAUUUUAAAUAUGGGACCAGUUGAAGAUACAGAUGAUAUGACAGCUGAUGAGCAAUUAAAAAGAUUAAAUCCUUACUUGAAUGAGAUUGAAAAGGAAUUUAAAGAAACAGCGCGAGAUCCUAAGGGAAUAGAAGAAUUUAACCAAAAAAUAUAUGAUAUUACCCAAGUGUCCAAAUCUCGAACCGUCGGCACAUUAUCCUAUAUUGAUAAACCAACGAACAAAUCAAUUUGCAUUGUCUCUUCAAUUGAAGUUAGCCCAAACGGAGAGUAUUGUGCUGCAGCUGGGGUUUUACGUUUGGUCAAAAUUUUUGAUAUGACCAAUAUUGUUCAGAAUUCUCUUCACGAUCGCCUAAAUCCAUAUUUGAAUUCUCCAUCUUUAAUCCUGAGAAAUAAGCACAAAAUUUCUGCAAUAUCCUGGAGUCGGUUCUAUUUGAAAUCUUUGUUAACUGCUGACUAUGAAGGAAACUUAGUUUUGUGGAACAUUUCUACGAAAAAAGCUGUUAUGCUUUUUAAAACUCAUGAAAAACGAUGCUGGGAUGUUGAAUUUUCGAAAUGUGAGCCUAACUUAUUUAUAUCGGCGGGUGACGAUGCAACCGUUAGACUUUGGAGUGUCAAAGACAGAAAUGAGAUUAGUUUAAUUAAAGCAGACUAUAAUGUUUGUACUGCGAAAUUUAAUCCUGAGAAAAGCAAUGAAUUUGUGUACGGUUGUUCGGAUCAUAAAUUAUAUUACUAUGAUAUGAGAAACGUAUCCAAACCGCUUCAUGUUUUACGCGGUCAUGAAAAAGCUGUUAAUCAUUGCAAAUUUAUUAACGCCAACGAAUUUGCAUCUGCUAGUGUAGAUGGUAAAAUCAAAGUUUGGAAGCUCGAUGAGAAUACAGGAAAGUUUAAUUGUAAUCGCUCGUUGGAAGGACAUAAAAAUUUUAAGAAUUUCGUCGGUUUAUCUGGAAGAAAUCGUUACCUCGUUUGUGGAAGCGAAGAUAAUUCCCUAUACGUUUAUCAUAAGGACUUUAAUUUUCCGAUAUGCCACCAUCCUUUCGAUGCACGAAUGGCGGACGAUUAUAAAUCAGUUCGAUCCGAGUUCUCCAGCGGAGCAUCAAGUUUUGUGAGUACAGUAUGCUGGCAAGAGAAUUCUAAUUUUGUUUUGGCCGGUAACAGCGCCGGUCUAAUCCGAUACGUCCAUCUGUAUUAG